UUUAAUCCAGUAGAUUUGGGAAAAAAAAGGGCAUCAGAUCAGAUAAAUAUAAAAACAGCUUGCAGUGUGCCCUGUUUUUAAAAAGACACCAAAUCUUCCGCAGAUCAUGGCUGCAUAUAGGAAAGACACCCUAACAUACCCCCUUGGUGACAGCUGUUCCCAGCAAUUCUGGCUAUGUAGAUGUUGAAGAGACAGCAGCUUCGAUGAUCUACAUAUUUACAAGCGAAUGGGAUUUAGUUGCCGCAGAGAGUCAGUAUACACAAUUGCUUCCUUUUAAUGUGGAUUAACUUUCAAUUUUUUUUUCCAAAAAUAGACAUUUGAGUAACCAUGCCUCCCAGUAGAUCGUUACGGUUCUGGACACUUCCGUGAAAUCGUGAAUCCCCUCCUCAAUCGUCCUCCCUACAUCAUCGAUAUGGAGCAAGCAUGGAAAACCUUAGCUGUAUUGAGCUGUAUUCUGUGAGUUCAAGUAGGGUUAGGAUUGAGGGUACUCGAAACCUGCUAGCAGUGUUGCUUCAUGGGCUGCGUUGGGGGAAGUUAUUUGCCUUUGGAAGUAGGGUUAGCAGCUAGCAGCUCUCUCUCCCACCUUGCAUCUUCCCUUGAUUACCAUCCUCAUUCAUCCCCUACUUCGCUGAGACUCUGUUAUACCUAUUUUUGUGUGUAUUUGAGUCUACUGUCCUGUUCUUAUUUAGAGAUAUGAGUUCCCGUGUCAACCCCAUUAAUACUCUUUGUACAGGAAAGAGAUUCCUGAAAAUUAGGAGUAGGGUUAUCAGGAUGUGGGAUAUAUGCCCUGUGAACGACCCAUUGAAUCCAUUUGCUAUCCAUAUUGUAUUAAUUGAUGCUGAGGUUGAGUCUUAACCAUAUAUAUCAAGCUCACAAGCAAUUUUUUUGAAUGUUAGUAGUCAUCGGUUUGUGUUUUGUGAUAUUUAGUGGCUUAUUUUGAUUUUUUUGCUAAUGAUAGGGCAACAAAAUUGAGGCCAGUGCUCGGAAGGAAUUUAUAUCUAAGUUCAGAUCAGAGCUGCGGGAAGGAAAGGUCUACAGGAUAUCUAACUUCAUAGUUGUGUCCAAUAGUGGUAAUUACAUGGCUACUGGCCACGAAUGCAAGCUGGUUUUCAAUGAAAAAACACAGUCCAUACUGGAGGAAACACCUUCCAUUCCACUGAAUGCAUUUUCAUUCAAGAAUUCUGAGGAGAAAUUAGCAACUGGUGGUGAAUCCGACUACCUAAUUGAUAUCAUUGGCUUAGUCACAAAUGCCUAUCAUUUGCAAUGACCAUUAACAAAAGUCAAGGGCAAAGUUUAUCUCAUGUGGGUGUAUAUUUGCCGAAGCCUGUUUUUACACAUGGUCAGCUAUAUGUUGCUGUUUCUAGGGUGAAGUCAAAGGAUGGGCUAAAGAUUCUAAUCAGUAGCGAUGGUACUAGCACACCCGGUGCCACUAAGAACAUUGUCUAUAAAGAGGUGUUCCAAAAAAUAUAUAGCUAGUGCUCAAUGUGCAUCAUACUUGCUUCCCAAGCGAGCUCUUUACAAUAUGUCAAGAUACACAUGCUGUGCUGGUUACAUGCCCUGCAGCAAAAGGUGUGGAGAAAGUAAAUGUCUUGAAUUUUGCUUUUGCACUGAGGAAAUAAUUGUUGAGGACAUAAAAUAUGGGCAGGGUAGGAACAUAGUUAGCGAUAGCACCUUCGCGCAGCGUAGCGGACCCCUGAAAUUGAGUGAUUUACUAGCGUUUUUGCCCUUUCUCUAUAUGGCUACUGUUAUUUUUCUUAGUUUAUAUUAUAUAUUUGUUAAGGUUAAGUUCAUCUUUCAUAUUUGCAGGAAACUGAAGCAGAAUUGAAAUUGAAAAAAUGUUCAGGAAUUGGCCAAGGUAGAGUUAAAUGCAGCCUUAGCAAAUGUGAAGGCAGCCCAAAUUGAAAAUGUAAAAUGUCAAAAUGUGAAUUAUUAUACACGAUUUUCAGUACAGUGGCAUUAAGGUUGUGGUGGGUCCAACCUGAUUUGAAAAAUGUAAAAUGUAAAAAUGUGAAUUUCUUAUCCUCAAUUUGUUGUAUAUGUACUUGGUUUGCCUCUUCAAAAGAAGAAUCAGACCACUACAACUUUCCUUAUGGUUGUGCUGAAUUUGAACUGCGUAUUAUUUUGUCAAUGGAAAGAUUUGUUUUCCUUGCA
Molecule: messenger RNA, 2151 nt
Organism: Lotus japonicus
Lineage: Eukaryota; Viridiplantae; Streptophyta; Magnoliopsida; Fabales; Fabaceae
Exons: 5
Coding region: 1406-1825 (139 amino acids)
Source: RefSeq, a predicted model, not a curated record